CUUGUUUCUUUUUUCUGUUACGUAACUUUUUCAAAUGUAGGUAGCUCGCUGAAUUAUGAGAGCUUUAGUAGUAGACGAUCAGGUUUUACUUUAACCAAUUGAACGUUUAAUUAGAUGUGAGUGAAACGCGAGUCAAUUGAAAUAAAAUAGCAAAAUCAUGAAAUUCGCGUGCUUGGCGUUGUGCGCGUGCGUCGUAAUCGUAGCACUCGCCACCCCAGCGAGUGCGCAGCAAAGACCUGUAUCGAAUAGACCGGGCAGAUUCCUGUCGCUACCAGUACCAGAAAAAUGCGCUAACAGACCAAAACAGUUCUCCUACAGGGGUCACAACUACUUCUUCACCGGCCACGUACCCGCCCUGGCUAACAGGAAAGUUGACUGGUUAGAUGGAAGAAAUCUAUGCAGAGAGUACUGUAUGGACUUGGUGUCUUUGGAGACCCAAGAGGAAAACAAUAUGAUCUUUAAACUCAUUCAGCAAAAUGAUGUACCAUAUAUCUGGACUUCCGGCCGACUUUGCGAUUUCAAAGGCUGUGAAAACCGUCCCGACUUGGAACCGAAGAACAUCCUCGGAUGGUUCUGGUCUGCCAAUAGGGAAAAGAUCUCGCCCACGAACCAGGUGCCAGCCAAUUUCGGGUACAACCCCUGGUCUUCUACCGGACAUAAAAAACAAAGACAACCAGACAAUGCUGAGUUUGAUAUCAACGGUACAAGUGAGUCUUGCCUGGCCAUCCUUAACAACGUGUACAACGAUGGUAUCGCAUGGCAUGACGUAGCUUGCUACCACGAGAAGCCUGUCGUCUGCGAAGACUCCGAUGAACUUCUCAAUUACGUUCGGUCUACAAACCCAAAUUUGCGCCUGUAAUUUGUUCUAAACAACUAUUUAACAACAUUAGGACUUGCUAAAUAGAAGGAAUUGUUUUCAUUUUGUAAAUUAAAAAAAAAAUUAAAAAUGUUUAAAAGCAAGUCAACUACCAUAAAAUAGACUAGCAUCAGAUAAAGAAACUUUGUAAAUGCAAAUCUUAAUUAAGAUAUAAUAAAUAGAUUAUAUAUAGCAUAAGUCACAUUUUUGUACAAACUUACAACCAUUACAGUCCAAUAAAUGUCUUUAAUCAUAA
Anthonomus grandis grandis is the source of this 1112-nucleotide messenger RNA. RefSeq lists its product as uncharacterized. Lineage: Eukaryota; Metazoa; Arthropoda; Insecta; Coleoptera; Curculionidae. The record is from RefSeq and is a predicted model, not a curated record. Bases 158 to 859 code for a protein of 233 amino acids. The transcript is spliced from 5 exons.